GAUCUGUGGUAAUCAUUACUUUUUAGCGGUCGCCAGUCGCUGCUCGUCACCUUUUGUCGGGGCGGGUCGUCUCUGCAGUUUACUUUUAAUCGUUAGUUCGUGUAUUUUACUUUUAAAGUGUAGGACGACCCGAUACCUCACCCGAAUUGUACUUAAAUAAAUCAGUCACAAUGUUACACCUAAAGAAUAUCGCCAAAACUGUUGUGCCGCCCCUCAAAAACAGCAUCCAAAAUGAAGGAGUGAAUAAUAUGUUAAGAGCUAUCCCUGCUGCAGUAAAUGUAUGUUGCCGUACAUAUGCAAGCCAUGAAAUUCCAGACAGGCUUAAAGAUAUACCCACAAGUGCAAAUCCAAGAUUCUUUGAUAUGGUGGAAUACUUUUUCCACCGCGCGUGUCAAGUGAUUGAAGACAAAUUAGUCGAGGAUAUGAAAUCUAGAGUUUCUAUUGAAGAGAGGAAGAAAAGGGUCGCCGGCAUCCUCAAACUAAUGCAGCCAUGUGAUCACAUCAUUGAAAUACAAUUUCCUCUGCGACGCGAUUCUGGUGAUUAUGAAAUGAUUCUUGGGUAUCGAGCUCAGCAUUCUUCACACAGAACCCCAACCAAAGGAGGUAUACGAUUCUCAUCUGACGUGACAAGAGAUGAAGUUAAGGCUCUGUCUGCGCUGAUGACCUUUAAGUGUGCGUGCGUUGACGUACCCUUCGGCGGCGCCAAGGCCGGUAUCAAGAUCAACCCCAAGGAGUACUCCGAGCAUGAAUUGGAGAAGAUCACUCGGCGAUUCACGCUUGAGCUCGCCAAGAAAGGCUUUAUCGGGCCCGGAGUGGACGUGCCCGCCCCUGACAUGGGCACGGGCGAGCGCGAGAUGUCGUGGAUCGCAGAUACCUACGCCAAGACCAUCGGUUUCCAGGACAUCAACGCCCACGCUUGCGUUACGGGCAAACCCAUCAACCAGGGCGGUAUCCACGGCAGAGUGUCGGCCACUGGCAGAGGUGUAUUCCACGGUCUCGAGAACUUUAUCAAUGAAGCGAACUACAUGAGCAUGAUUGGCACAACUCCCGGCUGGGGCGGCAAGACGUUCAUCGUGCAGGGCUUCGGCAACGUGGGGCUGCACACGUGCCGCUACCUGGUGCGCGCCGGCGCCACGUGCAUCGGCGUCAUCGAGCACGACGGCUCCAUCCAGAACCCCGACGGCAUCGACCCUAAGGCUCUGGAGGACUACAGAAUCGAGAACGGCACGAUCGUGGGCUUCCCCGGCGCCAAGGCGUACGAGGGCGAGGGCAUGCUGUACGAGAAGUGUGACAUCCUCGUGCCCGCCGCCAUCGAGCAGGUCAUCCACAAGGAGAACGCGCACAAGAUACAGGCUAAGAUAAUCGCAGAGGCGGCCAACGGGCCCACGACGCCGGCGGCUGACAAGAUCCUCAUCGACCGCAACAUCCUCGUGAUCCCUGACCUGUACAUCAACGCGGGCGGUGUCACCGUCUCCUUCUUCGAGUGGCUCAAGAACCUCAACCAUGUGUCGUACGGCCGGCUCACGUUCAAAUACGAACGGGAAUCCAACUACCACUUAUUGGAAUCUGUACAAGAGUCCCUUGAGAGACGGUUCGGGCGCGUCGGCGGUCGUAUCCCCGUCACUCCGUCAGAAUCCUUCCAGAAGCGCAUCUCCGGUGCCUCCGAGAAAGACAUCGUGCACUCCGGCCUCGACUACACCAUGGAGCGCUCGGCAAGGGCCAUCAUGAAGACUGCCAUGAAGUUCGAUUUGGGUCUUGACUUGCGAACAGCCGCGUACGCCAACUCCAUAGAAAAGAUCGUCACGACGUACGCAGACGCUGGCCUCGCCUUCUAAAUUAGUCACUUUACGAAUUUAAGUAUUGUCUGCAUUUUCAAGACUCCAUAUAGUCCCCUUGCACUUAAGUAUAACUUUUAAGAUAUAAUCACAGUAUUUUAAUUUCUUUGUUAAAAAAUCAUGGCUUUUUUACUUUUAAAGUUAAGCGAAAAUUGUUACAUCUAUUAAGUGGAUAUUUAAAUUUUCAAUUGUAUCAUCUUUAAUUUUCGAAAUAAAAUGUUUUACUGUUU
Molecule: messenger RNA, 2065 nt
Organism: Maniola jurtina (meadow brown)
Lineage: Eukaryota; Metazoa; Arthropoda; Insecta; Lepidoptera; Nymphalidae
Gene: Gdh
Product: glutamate dehydrogenase, mitochondrial
Exons: 9
Coding region: 171-1835 (554 amino acids)
Biological process (GO): L-glutamate catabolic process
Cellular component (GO): mitochondrion
Molecular function (GO): L-glutamate dehydrogenase (NAD+) activity
Source: RefSeq, a predicted model, not a curated record